Molecule: messenger RNA, 2275 nt
Organism: Passer montanus (Eurasian tree sparrow)
Lineage: Eukaryota; Metazoa; Chordata; Aves; Passeriformes; Passeridae
Gene: ACTR8
Product: actin related protein 8
Exons: 13
Coding region: 401-2275 (624 amino acids)
Biological process (GO): double-strand break repair; regulation of DNA-templated transcription
Cellular component (GO): Ino80 complex
Source: RefSeq, a predicted model, not a curated record
UGCCCCAGCUCUAGUGAAACACCCUCUCUGCACAGUUUAUAAAGGUGCUCGCUGCCCACAAACAGGGAGGCUGCAGCUUAUCACGUACACCAGCCUUUGUACAGAGUAUUUUAAGCUCCAGCAGUACCAGCCCAGCUGAGAGCGUUUGGCUGGCGCUCCACCGGACCCGCGGCAGGGCUGCUCCCCAGGCUCCCCGUGCCGCUGCGGGGCUCCUCAGCGCCGGGGCAGGAGCCCCGCGCUCCGCUCCAAGCGGAGCCAUCCCGGCAGCGCCCGGGAGCCGCCGAGGCCUCUCCCAGUACCUGCCGAGGGGCGGGGCCGGGCCAGGGCCCGCCCGCUUCCGCCCCGCGCCGGGCUCGGCGCCGCUCGGGGCCGGCAGACGCGGCUUCCGCCCGGCCGGAGCAUGACCCAGGCGGAGAAAGGCGAGGCGGAGAACGGCAAGGACAAGGAGCGCGACCGGGAACGCGAGCAGCGCGGCGUGAAGCGGCCCAUCGUCCCCGCCGCCGUGCCCGAGUCGCUGCAGGAGCAAAUACAGAGCAACUUCAUCGUGGUGAUCCACCCCGGCUCGACCACCCUGCGGCUCGGGCGGGCCACGGACACGCUGCCCGCGGGCAUCCCGCACGUGAUCGCGCGGCGGCACAAGCAGCCGGGCCAGGCGGCCUACAGGGACAGCUGGCUCCUCAGGGACGGCCUCAAUAAACCUGAAAGUACUGAGCAGAGACAAAAUGGCCUUAAAAUGGUGGACCAAGCAAUAUGGUCCAAAAAGAUGUCAAACGGAGCGAGGCGCAUACCAGUGUCACCUGAUCAGGCCAGGUCAUACAACAGACAGAUGAGGCCUGCCAUUUUGGAUCACAGCUCUGGGGCCAAGUGGACAAACACAUCAAAUCAUCCUGAAUUUUUGGUAGGAGAAGAGGCCCUGUAUGUUAAUCCAUUGGAUUCUUACAACAUCCAUUGGCCCAUUAGAAGGGGGCAGCUGAAUCUCCACGCAGGACCUGGUGGCUCCCUCACUGCAGUACUGGCAGACCUGGAAGUUAUAUGGUCACAUGCAAUACAAAAGUACCUGGAAAUACCUCUGAAAGACCUAAAGUACUACAGAUGCAUUUUACUAAUUCCAGACAUCUAUAAUAAACAACAUGUGAAAGAACUGGUAAAUAUGAUCCUAAUGAAGAUGGGCUUCUCAGGAAUUAUUGUACACCAGGAGUCUGUCUGUGCUACCUUUGGAAGUGGUUUAAGCAGUGCAUGCAUUGUGGAUGUGGGAGAUCAGAAGACAAGUGUUUGCUGUGUAGAAGAUGGUGUUUCCCAUCGCAACACCAGGCUAUGCCUUGCAUAUGGAGGAUCUGAUGUGUCAAGGUGUUUUUAUUGGCUUAUGCAACGAGCAGGAUUCCCAUACAGGGACUGCCAGUUAACUAAUAAGUUGGAUUGCCUGCUGCUUCAGCAUCUAAAGGAGACAUUUUGCCAUCUAGAUCAGGAUAUUUCUGGAUUGCAAGAUCAUGAGUUCCAAAUCCGGCAUCCGGAUUCUCCAGCUUUAUUGUACCAGUUCCGGUUAGGGGAUGAGAAAUUACAGGCACCCAUGGCUCUGUUUUAUCCAGCAACUUUUGGAAUUGUUGGACAAAAAAUGACAAUUUUGCAGCACAGGUCACAAGGUGAUCCUGAGGAUCCUCACGAUGAACAUUAUCUGCUGGCCACACAAAGUAAGCAGGAGCAGUCUGCAAAAGCUACAGCUGACAGAAAAUCUAUGUCAAAGCCUGGUGCAUUUGAGGGAGAAUUGAGAGGCCAAUCCUCAGACAUUUCAGAGAGGAUCUACCCCCAAGAAGUGGAGCUGGGCUCUUCCCAGGGUGACUGUAUGAUACCUGGCAAUGAUUCAGAGGAACCUUUAAGUGCACACAUGUCCAGGAAAACUGCUAUUUCUCAGUUUGAAGGGAAAGCCCUGGGCCUGGACAAAGCCAUCCUUCAUAGUAUCGACUGCUGUGCAUCUGAUGAUACAAAAAAGAAGAUGUACAGCUCCAUCUUAGUAGUGGGAGGAGGCCUUAUGUUUCAUAAAGCUCAAGAGUUUCUUCAACACCGAAUUCUCAACAAAAUGCCACCUUCCUUCAGAAGAGUUGUUGAAAAUGUUGAGGUCAUCACAAGGCCUAAGGAUAUGGAUCCACGUUUGAUUGCCUGGAAAGGAGGGGCAGUUUUGGCCUGUCUGGACACCACUCAGGAGCUGUGGAUCUACCAGAGGGAGUGGCAGCGCUUUGGGGUCAGGAUGUUGCGGGAGCGAGCUGCCUUUGUGUGGUAA